AUGCAUGUGACUGAUGAAGAUAGUAUGCAAAGAAUGUUUUUUACCUAUCAUCAAACUAGAGCACAGACCUCACUUAUUGAGUUGUAUGUUGAGUUCGAAGAAAUCGAUGAUGUUGACUUUCCAGAACCCAACAUAGACUGGGUGGGUUAUAAUACUGAAAGCGAUGAAGAGUUUGAAGGUAAUUAUGAAGUUAUUGGUCUAACUGAAGAUAUAGAUGAAGAUGAGAUAAUGGUUGAAAGAGAUGUGGCUGAUGUUGCAAAUGCACUAACCGGACAACAUCCAUAUGGAGAGCCAUCUUUUAUGCACGCUUUGAAUCUGGAUGCCAUGCAUGCACCAGAAUUUCCUGAGUACGUCAAUACAGCCCCAGCUGUUGUAGCUACCGGUGAAUUUGCUGUUGGAAUGGAAUUUAACUCUAGAGAGGCUGUUACUGCAUCAGUUAAAGAGUAUACCAUUCGAAGAGGAGUUGAUUAUAGGGUAUAUGAAUCAGAACCAACAACAUUCUAUGCUAAAUGUGUACAGUAUGGAACAAGUUGUGAUUGGCUUAUCAGAGUUAGUCUUAUGAAAAGACAGUAUUGUUGGGUGAUAAGGAGGUACAAUGGUAGUCACACGUGCACCAGAAGUACCAUAUCUCAGGAUCAUGCUAAACUGGACUCUGAAACAAUUGCAGAAGCAAUAAAGCCAUUAGUUGAGGCUGACUCGUCCAUAAAGGUAAAAUCUGUCAUUGCUGAAGUACAAUCGAAGUUCAACUACACGAUAAGUUAUCGCAAAGCAUGGUUGGCCAAGCAAAAGGCAGUGGAAAAAAUAUUUGGUGGGUGGGAAUCUUCAUAUGAAGCUUUGCCCACAUGGUUUGAAGCAAUGGUUGCAAAAGAACCAUCAGCAGCUGUUGAGUAUGAAACUGCAUAUGGCUAUCGAGGGGAUGAGUUAGUUGAAGAUCUCCGGAUUCUGACACGAGUCUUCUGGGCUUUCUACCCAUGCAUUAAAGCAUUCAGAAGUUGCAAGCCAGUGGUUCAGAUUGACGGCACACAUUUGUAUGGAAAGUAUAAAGGAGCUCUUUUAGUUGCAGUAUCACAAGAUGGCAAUGAAAAUAUCGUGCCGCUUGCAUUUGCCAUAGUCGAAGGUGAGACUGCCGAUGCCUGGCACUUUUUUCUUAGCCAUUUGCGAACACAUGUAGUUAAUCGGGAUGGUGUUGCCCUUAUCUCUGAUCGACACGAGUCAAUCAUCUCAGCUGUGGGUCAUAGUAAUGGAGCAUGGGAAUAUCCGAUAGCUAUUCAUAUGUUUUGCAUCCGACAUAUAGCAUCCAACUUUUUGAGGAGUUUCAAGGCACCACACCUGCAGAGGCUAAUUGUCAACAUUGGCUAUUCUAGAACAAUGCGUGAAUUUGAUACGCGUUACCAGAGAUUAUGUGAGCGGGGGGAGGCUUACAAGCAGUGGUUAGACCGGAUCCCUCGACAGCAGUAUGCCUUGGCGUAUGAUGGUGGACAUCGUUGGGGCCAUAUGACAACUAACCUAGUGGAGUGCAUUAAUGGAGUAUUGAAAGGGGCACGCAAUCUUCCGGUCACAGCCCUUGUUAAGGCAACUUUUUACAGGCUAAAUGCAUUGUUCACAAGGAAGAGAGCUAAGGCUGAGGCUCGUAUAAAUGCAGGACAACUAUUCUCUGAAUAUGCAACUCAGAAAAUUCUGUCAAAUCAGCGCUCAGCGGGAAACAUUCAAGUUAACUUAUUUGAUAGGCAGAACGAGGUAUUUGAAGUGCGCGAAAUGCCAAGUGGGUUAGAGUUUGCAGUAAACUUGCGCCUUCAGCAUUGUGAUUGUGGUGAGUUUCAGGUGGAUCGAAUUCCAUGUCGCCAUGUAUUUGCCUGA
This is a messenger RNA of Arachis stenosperma, 1857 nucleotides long. RefSeq lists its product as uncharacterized. The transcript has 2 exons. Gene Ontology annotation, molecular function: zinc ion binding. The record is from RefSeq and is a predicted model, not a curated record. Lineage: Eukaryota; Viridiplantae; Streptophyta; Magnoliopsida; Fabales; Fabaceae. Bases 1 to 1857 code for a protein of 618 amino acids.